CUCAGAUGUCUAUCUCCACAACCGCCAGCUGAGGGUUGAAAAGGCCAAGGGACGACGGACCUGCGUGCUUGGUCUCCGUUCAGGCGCCCCCAUCACCGAGGAGCUGCUCUUCGAAGCCAUCAACAAACGAGGCCCAAUCGAGGCAUAUGCAUUCCAGCAUGAAAUGGCCUUCACGGCCUGGGGCGAAUGCUAUUCGACAAUAACGUGCAUCGUCACGUUUGCCUAUGUGCAGGACUGCCUCGAGGCUAUCCAGCAUUUCGAAAACUGUGUCAAAUUCUAUAUGCACCUGGAGCCGGUGACCGGAAGCCCCCUGCUCUCCCAGACGUCGAGUCCCAACAGCGGCUCCAGCAAGAUGGACUCGGGCGUAGUCGCUGUCAAGGUCAACUGGCGCUCGUCGCAGUCUCAAUCUCCGAACGGGACAACACCCUCUAAAUCGACUCCAUCGACUCGUUCCACUCUCUCCACGACGGCCUCAUCGGACACGUGGGACUGCGAGGUGUGGAGAUAUCCGAAAGCUCCCCUUACACCCGAUCAACAGAGAAAAACUAGACCCAGGAGUCCGAGUCAGCCACCGAAAGUCGUUGAAGAAGGCAUUGAUGAGAACGAUAACAAGAUUCCCAUUCGGAGAAUGAGACCCGUUUGCGCCAGACUCAAGAGAUCUUACAGCAUCUGA
This is a messenger RNA of Rasamsonia emersonii CBS 393.64, 673 nucleotides long. RefSeq lists its product as uncharacterized. The transcript has 2 exons. NCBI's taxonomy places the organism in Eukaryota, Fungi, Ascomycota, Eurotiomycetes, Eurotiales, Trichocomaceae. The annotation marks the transcript as partial. The record is from RefSeq and is a predicted model, not a curated record.